This is a messenger RNA of Alosa sapidissima (American shad), 10949 nucleotides long. RefSeq names its product cadherin EGF LAG seven-pass G-type receptor 1a (gene celsr1a). Gene Ontology annotation, cellular component: plasma membrane. Gene Ontology annotation, molecular function: G protein-coupled receptor activity; calcium ion binding. NCBI's taxonomy places the organism in Eukaryota, Metazoa, Chordata, Actinopteri, Clupeiformes, Clupeidae. The coding region runs from base 184 to 9399 and encodes 3071 amino acids. The transcript has 36 exons. The record is from RefSeq and is a predicted model, not a curated record. Gene Ontology annotation, biological process: cell surface receptor signaling pathway; homophilic cell-cell adhesion; G protein-coupled receptor signaling pathway.
CAUUUUAAACUUUACAUGGGAUAAUGCCACCUCGCCCUAUGGAUACCAGGAGUACAGUGACUUUUUCGCCGUUAAAACUGGGAAAAUGAAGGUUAAAAGAAAGACACCGUGUUGGGAGAGAGAGAGUUGAUGGACUUUGCCGAGGUGUUUUUGAAGUUCCGCGGAACUAAGGAAUUUUAAACCAUGGAAGUAGGGCUGCAUUGGACCUGGGUAAGCUUCAUAUGUAGUUUGCCGUUAAUGGGAUGUUUAGACCUACACGUAUCUGACACUUUACUACCAGGGGACGUGCUGACAAAUGUGUCACUCGGACCCGGCUGGACAUACAAAAUUGACAGGACUUUAACAGCAAAAUAUCUAAGGGAGUUUGUAACUGUGGACUGGCGAGACGGAGUGGUGAGAGUUUCUAGCAGGGCGGACUGUGCGCGCUUACCUAAGAACCCGGCGCCUCUCUAUGUCAAGAUAAGAUCUGUGACAUCUGAAAACUUUGUCCUGACACAUUGUAAUGUGUUUGUUCACGGACAGAAUUGUUUUAUCAAAUACAAAAGAAAGAGUUUCAUUGAUAAGCCCGAUAUUUCUGCCGAUCACCUUUUCCAGUUAGGGGAGACUUCCUGCUUGUCUUCAGGUAAUUUACUUUUCAAUGUGAACGACUUUUUACCUGAAUCCCUGAAGCAGACCACUUUAUCUCGUUAUUCUUGCACAAACGCAUAUGGUAUUGCAGUAGUGAAUAACGGGAGUUUAUUUCUGAACCAUGAACACUGUACCGAACCGUGGGAGCGUAGCGAAAUGUUUUUUUGGUGUACAGUGCACGGCUCGUUGGGAGACAGCGUUUCCAUGCGCGUCAGAUUACUAUUCGGGCCAAAAGCGCACUACGUGUCUUCAGAGUCGCUUCAAAACAAACCUAGUACACGACAUCUGAGAAUAAAAAGAGCACCAAAUUCUGCUCCCACAUUUCAGUUGCCCAAUUAUCAAGUAUCCGUCCCGGAGAAUGAGCCAGCGGGCACUCGUGUUAUCAAUGUGAAAGCUACUGAUACGGAUAGUGGAGAAGCGGGUAGGAUUAAGUACGCCAUGGAGGCUCUGUUUGAUAAGCGAUCCGAUGAUUUCUUUGUAAUUGACCCGCAGACAGGCAGCAUUGUUACGGCGCAGCCCCUGGACAGGGAAGUCAAAGACACUCACGUCUUCAAAGUAACUGCCACUGAUCACGGCAGCCCUCCCCGCUCGGCCACUUCUUACCUCACCGUCACUGUGAGAGAUACCAAUGACCACACGCCUGUGUUUGAGCUCUCUGAGUAUAGGGUGACCAUUCGUGAGAAUGUCGAAGUGGGCUUCGAAGUUAUCACCAUUCGGGCCAAUGACGGGGACACUCCCUCAAACGCAAACAUGAUUUACAGAAUAGUCAACGGAGACGGCGUGAACUCCGGUUUUGAGAUUGACCCGCGAAAUGGGCUCGUGAAAAUCAGGAUUCCCCCAGACAGGGAGACAAUGACGCAGUACAAACUGAUAGUCGAAGCCAACGAUCAGGGUAGAGAUCCCGGUCCGCGUAACGCGACCGCUACUUUGUACAUAACCGUGGAGGAUGAGAAUGACAAUUACCCCCAGUUUAGCGAGAAGAGGUAUGUAGUGCAGGUCCCGGAGAAUGUGGCGGUCAACACGCAGGUAGCUCAGGUGUCGGCCACAGACAAAGACGAGGGGAACAACGCCAAUGUGCUCUACAGCAUCAUCAGCGGCAACGUGAAGGGCCAGUUCUACAUCCACUCCUCCUCGGGCGUGAUCGAUGUCAUCAACCCCCUGGAUUACGAGAUGAUCCGAGAGUACAACCUGCGCAUUAAAGCCCAGGACAGAGGCAGACCUCCGCUGAUCAACGGGACGGGGAUGGUGGUCAUCCGGGUGGUGGACGUCAACGACAACGCGCCCAUGUUCGUCAGCACGCCCUUCCAGGCCACGGUGCUGGAGAACGUGGCCAUCGGCCACUCAGUGAUCCACAUCCAGGCCAUCGACGCCGACGCUGGGGAGAAUGCUCGGCUGGACUAUCGGCUGAGCGACACCUCGCCGGGCUUCCCAUUCACUAUCAACAACAGCACGGGCUGGGUGACGGUCAGCACCGAGCUGGACCGCGAGACCACCGAGUUCUACACGUUCGGCGUGGAGGCACGCGACAACGGCGUCCCCUCCCCCCUCUCCUCGUCGGCCAGCAUCAGCAUCACGGUGCUGGACGUCAACGACAACGCGCCCGAGUUCACGCAGCGCUCGUACUCGCUGAAGAUCAACGAGGACGCGGUGGUGGGCACCAGCGUGCUGACGGUGACCGCCGUGGACCGCGACGUCAACAGCGUGGUCACCUACCAGAUCGCCAGCGGCAACACGCGCAACCGCUUCGCCAUCACCAGCCAGAGCGGCGGCGGCCUGCUGACCUUGGCCCUGCCGCUGGACUACAAGCAGGAACGGCAGUACGCGCUAACGCUGACCGCCUCGGACGGCACGCGCUUCGACACAGCGCACGUCCUCGUCAACGUCACCGACGCCAACACGCACCGGCCCGUCUUCCAGAGCGCCAACUACCAGGUGCCGGUCUGCGAGGACCGGCCGGUGGGCUCCACCGUGGUGGUCAUCAGCGCCUCGGACGAGGACACGGGCGAGAACGCGCGCAUCACCUACGUGAUGGAGGACAACGUGCCGCAGUUCGCCAUCGACCCGGACACCGGCGCCAUCACCACGCGCACCGAGCUGGACUACGAGGACCUGGCCUCGUACACGCUGGCCAUCGUCGCCCGCGACAACGGCAUCCCGCAGAAGUCGGACACCGCCUACGUGGAGAUCAUGGUGCAGGACGCCAACGACAACGAGCCGCGCUUCGGCCAGUCCAAGUACCAGGGCAGCGUGUUCGAGGACGCGCCCACCUUCACCAGCGUGCUCCAGAUCUCCGCCACUGACCGCGACUCCGGCUCCAACGGGCGCCUCAUCUAUAGCUUCCUGGGCGGCGACGACGGAGACGGAGACUUCCAGAUCGAGACGUAUUCCGGAAUCAUCCGCACGGCACGGAAGCUUGACCGCGAGAACGUGGCCGUGUACCACCUGAAGGCCUUUGCCGUGGACAAGGGCGUUCCGCCGCUGAAGGCUUCCGUGGACGUGCAGGUGUCCGUGCUGGACAUCAACGACAACGCGCCAAAGUUCGAGAAGGACCGACUGGACAUCUACGUGAAGGAGGACAGUGCGGUGGACUCGGUGGUGGAGCGCAUCGUGGCCGAAGACCCCGACGAGGGCACCAACGCUCAGAUCAUCUACCAGAUCGUGGAGGGGAACGUUCCGGAGAUGUUCGACCUGGACAUCUUCACGGGCGACCUCAAGUUGCUGGCGGAGCUGGACUACGAGACGCGGACGGACUACAUCAUCGUCGUCCAGGCGACGUCCGCCCCGCUGGUCAGCCGCGCCACUGUGCACGUGCACGUGCAGGACGUGAAUGACAACAAGCCCGUGCUCAAGGACUUCGAGAUCCUCUUCAACAACUACGUCACCAACAAGUCCAACAGCUUCCCGGGCGGCGUGAUCGGCAGGGUCCCCGCACACGACCCCGAUGUCUCGGACAAGCUCCACUUCUCGUUCGUGGAGGGCAACGAGCUGAGCCUGCUGGUCCUCAACCAGCACACGGGCGAGCUCAAGCUAAGCAAGGACCUGGACAACAACCGUCCCCUGGAGGCCACCAUGAAGAUGGCCGUGUCCGAUGGUCUUCACCGCGUGACGGCCUUCUGCACGCUGCGUGUGACCAUCAUCACGGACGACAUGCUGACCAACAGCAUCACGGUGCGCCUGGAGAACAUGUCGCAGGAGCACUUCCUGUCCCCAAUGCUGUCCCUCUUCAUGGACGGAGUGGCCGCCGUCCUGUCCACCAGCCGCGACGCUGUCUUCGUCUUCAACGUCCAGAACGACACGGACGUGCACGGCGCCAUCCUCAACGUCACCUUCUCCGCCCUGUUGCCGUCGGCGACCGGGCCCGUCACGCUCGGGGGAGUGUCGGGGGUCGGGGGAGGGGCCGCAGGAGCGGGCGGCAACGGGCGCUUCUUCCCCUCAGAAGACCUGCAGGAGCGCAUCUACCUGAACCGCACCAUGCUGCAGCGCAUCUCCAGCCAACAGGUGCUGCCCUUCGACGACAACAUCUGCCUGCGUGAGCCGUGUGAGAACUACAUGAAGUGCAUCUCGGUGCUGCGCUUCGACAGCUCGCCGCCCUUCAUUGCGUCCGACACCAUGCUGUUCCGACCCAUCCACCCCAUUAACGGCCUGCGCUGCCGCUGCCCGGCGGGCUUCACCGGAGACUACUGCGAGACCGAGGUGGACCUGUGCUACUCUGGGCCGUGCCGCAACAACGGACGCUGCCGCAGCAGGGAGGGAGGGUACAGCUGCGAGUGCCAGGAGGACUUUACAGGUGAGCACUGCGAGGUGAACGCCCGGUCCGGCCGCUGUGUGCCAGGUGUGUGUAAGAACGGGGGCACGUGCGUGGACCUGCUGGUGGGGGGGUUCAUGUGCCAGUGCCCGGUUGGCGAGUUCGAGAAGCCCUUCUGUGAGAUGACCACGCGGAGCUUCCCCGGACAGUCCUUCAUCACCUUCAGAGGACUCCGCCAGAGGUUCCACUUCACCGUCUCCUUCAUGUUUGCCACCCGCGACAGAAACGCCCUGCUGCUCUACAACGGCCGCUUCAAUGAGAAGCACGACUUCAUCGCCGUGGAGAUCAUCGAGGAGCAGGUCCAGCUUACCUUCUCUGCAGGAGAAGCCAAGACCAUAGUGGCCCCCUUCGUUGCGGGCGGGGUCAGUGACGGCCAAUGGCACUCAGUGCAGCUGCACUACUACAAUAAGCCCAACAUUGGUCGUCUGGGCAUCCCACACGGACCCUCGGGGGAGAAGGUGGCCGUGGUUGCCGUGGACGACUGUGACAUCGCCAUGGCAGUGCGCUUCGGAAGCCAGAUCGGAAACUACAACUGUGCCGCCCAGGGCAUGCAGACGGGACAGAAGAAGUCAUUGGAUCUCACUGGUCCGCUGCUUCUGGGCGGUGUGCCAAACCUUCCGGAAGAUUUCCCCAUCCUGAACCGGGACUUCAGAGGAUGCAUGAGGAACCUGACCAUUGACAGCAGGCCACUGGACAUGGCUAGCUAUAUCGCCAACAAUGGCACUGAAGCAGGCUGCCGGGCGAAGAGCAACUUCUGCACCAGGAGUGUGUGUGUGAACGGAGGCCAGUGUGAGAAUAAGUGGGGCACCUACUCCUGCGACUGCCCCACCGGAUACGGAGGCAAGAACUGCGACCAAGUGAUGUUGGCUCCUCAGUACUUUGAUGGCCAGGCUAUGGUGAUGUGGACCGAGCCGGACGUAACAGUGGCGGUUCCGUGGUUCAUGGGCCUCAUGUUCCGGACACGCCACAGCACCGGAACCCUCAUGCAGGCCAACGCUGGGCAGGCCUCGAAAAUCAACCUGCUGCUGAACAAUAAGCAUGUGCGUUUCGAGGUGUUCCUGGGUCGGGCGCUGGUGGCGCAGCUGGACUUCCCAGAGGCCCGCAUGACGGACGGUCAGUGGCACCACGUGCUGGUGGAACUCAGGAGCGUCAAAGACGGGAAAGACAUCAAGUACAUGGCCAACGUCUCCCUGGACUACGACAUGCACAACAAAGAGGUGGACAUCGGGAAUGAGCUGCCCGGUCUGCGGCUGAAGAGUCUGUACGUCGGGGGACUGCCAGACAAACACAACGACGUCCUUAAAGGCUUUCAAGGGUGCAUGCAGGGGGUGCGUAUGGGGGAGACGUCCAACACGGCGAAGGUCAGCAUGCAGCAGGGUCAGAAGAUCCGUGUGGAGGACGGCUGUGUCCACCCAGAGCCCUGCGACACCGCGCACUGCCCCGACAACAGCCACUGCAGCGACGAGUGGAGCGAAGACUGGAACACACACACCUGCGUCUGCGACCCUGGCUAUUUUGGCCGUGAGUGUGUGGACGCGUGUGAGCUGAACCCGUGUGAGCACGUGUCCACCUGCCUACGCAAGCCCAGCUCCUCCCACGGAUACACCUGCGAGUGCGCCAACAACUACUACGGACAGUACUGCGAGAGCAAGGUUGAGAAGCCGUGUCCUCGUGGCUGGUGGGGGAGUCCCAUGUGCGGCCCGUGCAACUGUGACAUCAGCAAAGGCUUCCACUCCGACUGCAACAAGACCUCGGGAGAGUGCCGCUGCAAGGAUAACUACUACCAGCCCCAGGAGAGUGACACCUGCUUCCCGUGCGACUGCUUCGCCCUUGGCUCAGAGUCACGCACCUGCGACCCCCACACCGGGCAGUGCCCCUGCAAGGCUGGGGUCAUAGGUCGCCAGUGCAACCGCUGCGACAACCCCUUUGCCGAGGUCACCGUCAGUGGCUGUGAAGUUGUGUAUGAGGGGUGUCCCAAGGCCUUCGACGCGGGAAUCUGGUGGCCCAAGACCAAGUUUGGACGUCCAGCAGCCACCCACUGUCCUAAAGGCUCCGUUGGCACGGCUAUCAGACACUGCGGAGAGGAGAGAGGAUGGCUACCUCCUGACCUCUUCAACUGCACCUCCAUUGCUUUUGUGCCGCUCAAGAAAUUGAACGAGGAGUUUCAUCGGAACGAGUCUCGCAUGGACGGAGAACGUUCUAAGGAGAUCGCACGGCAGCUGCAGAACGCCACCAAUCACACGAGUGUGUUCUACGGGAACGACGUGCGCGUGGCCUUCCAGCUGCUCCGCCGCGUCCUGCAGCACGAGAGUCAACGCAGCGGCUUCCAGCUGACCGCCACGCAGGACGCCGACUUCAACCAGAACGUUGUGGAGGUGGGCAGUGCCAUCCUGGACGUGGGCACCAAGCCGCACUGGGAGCACAUCCAGCGGUCAGAGGGGGGCACGGCACACCUGCUGCGCAGCUUCGAGGACUACACACACACACUCGUCCAGAACAUGAGGAAGACCUACCUCAAGCCCUUCACCAUCGUCACCGACAACAUGAUCAUCGCUGUGGACUAUCUGGACCCCACGGAACCGGACGCAGCUAAGAUUCCCCGCUUCCAGGAGAUCCAGGACGUGUGUCCCAAGGACCUCAAGUCCUCGGUUCUCUUUCCAGAGUUCUCCUUCAGACCCCUGCAGAACAACCCGCCCCCUACCGAGGAGCCCACGGAGACGCAGACUGAGGAGGACCACACUGACCAGACGCUUGUGGAGAGGAGGAGGAGGAGGAGUGCGGAGAGCUUCGCCCCGAUGCCGGUGGCAGCGGUCAUCGUGUACCGCUCGCUCGGUCAGCUCCUCCCUGAACGCUACGACCCGGACCGCCGUAGCCUCAGGCUGCCCAAGCGUCCGGUCAUCAACACCCCGAUCGUGAGCACCACGGUGCACAGUGAGGGGGAGCGACUGGCCUUGCCCCUGGACAAACCCAUCCUGCUGGACUACAACCUGCUGGAGACCGAGGAGAGGACCAAGCCUGUGUGUGUGUUCUGGAACCACUCCAUCGCGAUCGGGGGGACUGGCGGUUGGUCCUCUAAGGGCUGUGAGUUGGUGGAGAGGAAUCGCACACACAUCAGCUGCCACUGCAAUCACAUGACCAGCUUUGCUGUACUCAUGGACAUCUCCAAACGAGAGCAUGGGGACGUGUUGCCGCUGAGGAUCGUGACGUACGCGUGUGUGACGGCGUCUCUGGCGUCCCUCCUCAUCACCUUCGUCCUGCUGACCCUCCUGCGGCGUUUGCGCUCCAACCUGCACAGCAUCCACAAGAACCUGCUCGCCGCACUCUUCCUCUCCGAACUCGUCUUCCUCAUCGGCAUCAACCAGACCGACAACCCGUUUGUGUGUACGGUGAUAGCCAUCCUGCUGCACUAUUUCUACAUGUGCACGUUUGGCUGGAUGUUUGUGGAGGGUCUGCACAUCUACCGCAUGCUCACCGAGGUGCGCAACAUCAACCACGGACACAUGAGGUUCUACUACGCCAUCGGCUGGGGCAUACCGGCCAUCAUCACAGGUCUGGCGGUGGGUCUGGAUCCUCAGGGCUAUGGAAACCCAGACUUCUGCUGGUUGUCCGUCCAUGAUACACUCAUCUGGAGCUUCGCUGGACCCAUCUCUGUGGUCGUACUGGUCAACAUAGUGAUCUUCCUGCUGGCUGCCAAAGCCUCAUGUGGACGCAGGCAACGCUCCUUUGAGAAGUCUGGAGCCAUUGCAGCGCUGCGUAUGGCCUUCCUGCUGCUGUUGCUCAUUAGCGCCACCUGGCUGCUGGGUCUGAUGGCCGUCAACAGUGACAUCAUGACCUUCCACUACUUGUUCGCAAUCUUCAGUUGUCUACAGGGCAUUUCUAUCUUCUUCUUCCACUGCAUCUUCAAUAAGGAGGUGAGGAAGAACCUGAAGAGCGUCUUCACUGGGAAGAAACCACCACUUGAGGAGUCCAGUACCACACGCGCCUCACUGCUCACUCGCUCUCUGAACUGCAACACGUACACGGAGGACGGAACCAUCUACCGCUCGGCCAUCGGGGAGUCCACUGUCUCCAUGGAGACCACGGGCAGGUCAGCUAAGAGCAGCUACCUAGCAUACACCCUCAGAGAUGACUCUGGUCAGAAGCCUAGCGUGUCGUCCAGUGGAGCGCGAGCGGCCAUCACGGACAUGGACGGGCCCUUAUUCCACAGAAACGGCACCAAGGCAGACGACUCUGACUCAGACAGUGAGCUCUCAGUAGAUGAGCACAGCAGCUCCUAUGCGUCCUCACACUCCUCAGACAGUGACGACGACGAUGAUGUCAUCAAGCCCAAGUGGAACAACGAGAGACAACCGCUGCACAGCACUCCAAAAGUGGAGACGGUAGCCAAUCACGUGAAACCUUACUGGCCUGCAGACGGCACCACGGCCAGCGACAGUGAGGAUCUGUGCGGGGCGGGCGAGAGGCUGAGGGUGGAGACCAAGGUCAACGUGGAGCUGCACCCUGAGAACAAGCUGAACCACACACAUGCGUCCGAGACACCAUCACCACCACCACCACCGGACAAAGAGAACGCAGCCAGGGAGAUCAGCAGCCCUACGCCAACGUCCACCUCCAACACCCCCACCCCCACCCCCACCCCCACCCAGUCCAACAGCAACAACCAGCCAGAGCAACGCAAAGGGAUCCUGAAGAACAAGAUCUCGUACCCCCCGCCGCUCUCGGAUAAGAACAUGAAGAACCGUCUGAGGGAGAAGCUGUCUGACUACAACCCGCCCACCAUCUCCUCUCGUUCGCCGUCCGUGGUCUCCGUCACCGGGGGCAACAACGCGCUCGGCAAGCCUGCCCAGCGGCCCGUCCCACCACCCCGAGAGACGCCGCAGCAGAACGGAGUGUCCAUCAACCUCCGCACCACGGUCAACGGGGGCAACCACUCCGACUCUGAUGGCAGUAAUGAAACAUCCAUCUGACCCAGCAGGAUGGUGAAGGAUCCAGCGCCCCUCUGAAGGGUUAUCUGCCCCCCUGCCCCAGCGAGGGCAAGAGGGUUACAGGGGGAAAGAUGGAGUUCUGGAGGUAAAGAAAAACAUCUGGGAUUACCUAGGAUGACCUCCGACCUUUCAACCUUGACCCUCUAACCUCUGAGCAUCUCUCCUUCUGGAGAUCAGUAUUACUGCCAUCGGCCGUCUGCUGGAUAAAGGGAAUGUUCUAGACUUAGUCCAGACAGGAUGGGGAGCCCUGUGCCAAAAACUGAUGGGAGAGGAUGGAAAACUACAUCCCCCAUAAUGCCGCAUUUCUUCCUGUUCUGUUUGCACACAGGAAACCAUUUGACUCUAAAUAUGUGGAUGUGUGCGGUGAAUGAGGUUGAGACAGGACAAUAAAUCUACUUCUCAGUCACACAAAUGUAUGUACACACACCUACACAAACACUUACAGAGGCCUUAAUUGUCAAAGCAAAAAAAAAAAAAAAAAAGACAUUGAAUGUCCUAUGAACUGUCCAGAGCUUCACAAAGUGUUCUCUUAAAGAGGCUUCGUGCCUGAUGUCCUGCCGAGUGCCCGUCGGCCUGUAUGUACCUGAUGUCCUGCCGAGUGCCCGUCGGCCUGUAUGUACCAUGUAGAUAAGAAGAGGAAAAGAGUUUAUUUUGGACACGAGCUGAUUGAAAAGAGUCUGCAAUCCUAUUUGUACAUGUCAAUGCUGAUGUGGGGUUUUGUAACAAACCACUGCUUGUCUGAUUUCUCCAAUGAAGGGGUGUAAUUCUGAUGGGGGGGGGGGGCUCAUCAGCUAUUUUAGUGCCUUUACUCCAGCUUGUCUUACCGGGGGGGGGGGGGGGGGGGGGUAUGGCUACCGAAAGCCUUACGACCUUUGACCUUCUGGAUUUUUCUCUGUUCUCUCUCUCUCUAUAUCUUUUUCUUUUCUCUCCUGAAAUACAAAAGGGUUAUACGUAUAUAGAUGGAUAGAUAUAUCUUACUCUCUUGUUCUACAUUCUUUGGUUCGCAGGUUUCUACUUCUGACUGGUUUUCUUUCUGAAUUGACAACACACUCCACACACUCCAACUGCUUGCCAUAGUCUUCUCUCUUUCUCUCCAUCUCUCUCCAAGUCUCAAUUCUGUCUGUCUCUCCACAUCCCCCCUCUCUCCCGUUCUCUCUCUAUCUCUCUCUCGCCCCAUGUCUCAAGUCCGUCCAAACCUCUUUCUCUUUCUCUCUCCAUCCAUAUCUCCCUUUCGUUCUUUCUCUCUCUCUCUCUCUCUCCCUCCUCUCUACAGUAAUGCUGUACUGGUUGUCUUUCUCUCUCUUUCCAUCCGUAUCUCCCUUUCACCCCCCACCCCCCUUACAGUAAUGCUGUACUGGUUGUUUGGUCCUCCUGCCUGCAGGGGGCGUCCUCGUCCACUCCACCACUGACUCCUCACAACCAGACACUGGAACGCUGUUGUACAAUAUGUAUAUUUAUUUUGUAUGGAUUUCAAACACUGGAAAUGACAUGAUUGUGACUGUAAAAUUAAAAAACACUUUUGAGUUUUUAAA